This is a messenger RNA of Dromiciops gliroides (monito del monte), 1557 nucleotides long. It is a transcript of the gene MCUB, whose product is annotated as mitochondrial calcium uniporter dominant negative subunit beta. Bases 234 to 1217 code for a protein of 327 amino acids. Gene Ontology annotation, cellular component: mitochondrial inner membrane; uniplex complex. Gene Ontology annotation, molecular function: calcium channel inhibitor activity. The transcript has 8 exons. The record is from RefSeq and is a predicted model, not a curated record. Gene Ontology annotation, biological process: mitochondrial calcium ion homeostasis; calcium import into the mitochondrion. Lineage: Eukaryota; Metazoa; Chordata; Mammalia; Microbiotheria; Microbiotheriidae.
UGCGCUGGAGCUCGCGGAGAGCCCGGGAGGCAGAGAGAACCGCACCCUCCCCUUUAAUCUGUCCCAGCCCCGGGAGGCGGAGGCUGGGGCGGGCGCUGGCCCGGGCUCCGCGGCACCGCCUUCCUCCUGCGCCCCCGCCUUCCUCUCCCCUUGGCCCCGCUUCUGGAGCGCCGAGCUCCGCCCGCUGAGCUCCGUGGCCCGGCCCGGAGCCUCCCCACGCUCGUCCCGGCGCGAUGCUGCUGCGCGCCGGCCGCUGGCUGCUGCCGCGCCCGCCCCGGGCGCCCCCAGCGUCCGCCGCUGCCCAGAUUCUGUGGGUGAGGCCAACUGGAAAUAGGAAGUACCAUCCAUCACGCCAUUAUGGUGUGCUGGUGCCAUCUGAUGAGGUGGUCAUUAAUUACAGAUGUGGUCUUCCUUUGAUAACCCUAACUUUGCCAUCAAGGCAGGAGCGCUGUCGUUUUACAAUCAAACCCAUGUUAACCACAGUUGGUUCAUUCCUUCAGGACAUUCAGAAUGAGGAUAGAGGUAUUCGAACUGCAGCUGUCUUCACCACAGAUGGGAACAGUAUUCCAGCUUCAACCCCGAUGGAGAUUUUGCUGAUGAAUAACUUUAAAUUGAUGAUAAAUGAUAUGACAUAUGAUGUUCAGUGUCCUAAGAAAGAAAGACUGAGUAGCGAGCACGCGACCAACAUGGAUGACAUCAGGGCCUUGGUGCAGAGACUCUUUACCGCCCUGCACGUGGAGGAGCAUCAGGUCAAGAAAGAGCGCAGUUUACUACAGAAGAUUGAGGAGCUGAAGGAACAGCUGCGGCCCAUGGAGGAGCUGAAAGCCAAAAUUGAAGCUGGCUCAGAGGCCAAAACCAACAGACUCUUGUGGACUGGGCUGGCUUUGAUGUCCACUCAAGGUGGAAUCCUGGCAUGGCUCACAUGGUGGGUGUACUCCUGGGACAUCAUGGAACCUGUGACCUACUUCAUCACUUUUGGCAGCUCCAUGACAUUCUUUGCUUAUUUCCUCCUUACUCGACAGGAUUAUUCUUACUCACUCAUUAAGGAUAGACAAUUCCUCUACUACUUCCACAAAAGACUGAAGAAGAAGGAUUUUGAUGUGGAACAAUAUAACAAGUUAAAAGAGGAUCUUGAAGAGGCUGAAGAGUCUCUGCAGCGUCUGCGCCAGCCUCUUGACUUGCGGCUACCAGUCCAGGAAAUCAAAGAGAAGAAUUAACAGCUGCUUUUAUUAUUUUAUGAAUGUUUACUAGUUUGUCUUAGGAACUGGAUGUUUCAUGACCAUUACUAUAGAUUUAAAUGUUUCAACGAGGAAAAAAUAAACAUUUUUAGUUAAUGAAGUUUUUCUUGGAAGAUAGAAAUAUUCUGAAUUCUAAAUCUUAUGAGGUUUUGAUUUUUCAGUUCUAAUUAGCUGAUGAGGGGUCUGUUGUUACACUGGGCAGCUAGGUAGCACAGUGGAUAGAAUGCCAGGUCUGGAGAAAGGAAGGCUCAUCUUCCUGAGUUCAAAUCCGGCCUCUGACACUUAUUACCAGUGUGACCCUGGGAAAGUCACUUAACCC